AUGGAGCAUCUUUGGCUGCCCGUUUUGGCAGGAGCAGGAAGCGCUCGAAAGGGCUCGGGCAGAGGAACAGGCUGCAGAGGAAGGGCGGCAGCGAAAGGAACAGGAGGCACUCGCGAGGGCCCGCGCCGAGGAAGAGGCACAAAAAAUGCGCGGACAAGAGGUGGACCGCACUUGCUUUACCGAGGUAGGCAUCCGGCAACUGCUGCCGUCUUUUUUGCCAGUUCGACAUGCUGCUUGCUUCCUACAGUUUUGUGCAGGAGCAAGGCAAGGCUGCAGAGGAGGUGCGUGUCAGCCCGAGUGGAUCAUGCAGCGUUCGCGAAUGGUACCUGUGCACAGGAGAGGGCACGAUUAGAAGCAGAAAGGCGUCGGCAAGAGGAAGAGGAGGCGCUCGAGGGGGCUCGCGCAGAGGAGAACGCACGCUUGGAGGAGUCGCAACGAAACGAGGCAGCAGAGGAGCUGCGCAGACAAGAGGUGGGCAGUAACUUUUGUGUUUUCCAGGUUUGA
This is a messenger RNA of Symbiodinium necroappetens, 504 nucleotides long. The record is from the annotation of a GenBank genome assembly. Lineage: Eukaryota; Dinophyceae; Suessiales; Symbiodiniaceae.